AUUUAGCACAGCCACAUGAUAAAAUCUCAAUGUAUUUCAGCUGAGAACGAGAUAAAAGAUGUCCAGGCUGUCAGUUUACCAAUUGUUGACAGUAUCCGUCCUCGCCCUGAUCAACUUCCUCAGUCCAUACCAGAAGAUCUGGCGCCUCGCCUCACACGUUUCCAUGGACACCCUUUUGUGUGGUGGAUGGGACAGGUUGUGAAAUAUCUCUUACGCUACCAACCAGAAUUAAAACAAGACUUGGACAAUGUCCAAGCGAAAUUUGGUUUUAAAAACCCAAUUGUAGGAAUACAUGUCCGGCGGACUGAUAAAGUUGGCACUGAGGCAGCCUUCCACUCUAUUGAAGAGUACAUGUUUCACGUAGAUGAAUAUUAUGAACUGUUGUCAAGGAGACAAAAGAUAGAGAAAAAACGAGUCUAUUUGGCUUCAGAUGAUCCUGGAGUUCUUCCUGAGGCAAGAUCCAAGUUCCCUAAUUAUGAAUUUGUUGGGGAUCAAGACAUUGCCAAAUCAGCUGGUCUGGGCAGCAGGUACUCUGACAUGUCUUUACGUGGAAUCAUCAUAGAUAUACAUUUCUUAUCCAUGACGGAUUUUCUUGUUUGUACUUUUUCAUCUCAGGUAUGUCGAUUAGCCUACGAAAUAAUGCAGACGAUGCACACAGACGCUUCAACCUACUUCCGUUCACUUGACGAUGUCUAUUACUAUGGCGGACAGCACGGACAUAAUCAGAUAGCAAUCUAUGCACAUAGUCCGCGGCCAGGAGAAAUUCCUCUUGAACCUGGGGAUUUAGUUGGAAUUGCUGGAAACCACUGGGAUGGAUAUUCAAAAGGAGAAAAUAAAAGAGUUUCCAAGACAGGUCUAUAUCCAUCAUAUAAAGUUAAAGAAAAGAUUGAAAUAGCCAAGUUCCCAACUUACCCUGAGGCUGAUAAGAACACGUGAUUUUUAUGGUUGACAUUAGUUUUUUUAGACAUAUAUUGUCCUAUACAUUAAGUUAUUUCGAUUGUUACUUCUUUUAUAAAAGAAAUGAUUUGAGUAUUUACUUUGUGGUCAUAGCAUCCUCUUUUCUAUUUUUCUUUGUUGAUUGUUAUCCACAUGACUUCAACCUGAAAUACAGAAUUUUAACUUUAACUUACUAACAGAAAAUGUUCAGUGCAUUUUACAGGCAGGUUUUAUAUACAAGACAACAGUUGGUAGAAAUCUACAUAUUUACUGUUUUCAACAUUUGUAGAUGCUUUAAUUUUCAAAGUUAGCCAAAAAUAUUCAUUUUAAUAUGAGAUAGUGAUUAUACCAUCUCUUUAAUUUUUGACAUGGUAACUAUUCGGUUUGCUUCAUUUCAAAAUAGUACCAAUUUUUUAAAGAACAGCUGCCUUCCAAAAAUGUUAGUCAGUUUAGUUGUAUUAUGGUAUGUAUUUCUGUGAUUCUUCAGUUCAGAUUGAUGUACAAUUAUGUAAUUAACAUCUAUGCGAUGUAAAAUAAUUGUCAUUUAAGAUGUUAUGUCGAUACGUACAGUCAGUAUUUGAUUAUCAUAUCAUAAUGAAGUUAAUGAUGUAUGGUGUUGCUACUUUUAGAUUAUAUAUUAUAUAAUAAUUGGAUACCUUAUCAUGUAAGUUAAAUAGAUGUAACUAUUCUGUAAUGAUGUCAUAUUUUCCAUUUUAAUGGUUGUGAUGUAGCACUCAGUUUCUUUACCUUCAACACUUUGUAUUCAUGUUGAAUUACAGCUGUUGAAAUAUAUGUGUAUCCACUUUUCUGCAUGUUGUAACUAUAUAUUUUCUUCUUCAUUAGUAUAUUAUAUUAUGCAUUUCUAGAGUAUUUUACAACUGAUUGUAUUGAGUAAAGCUACUUUAGAAAUGAGCAUUUGUAUGUUUUGCUCAAGCUAUUUUUAUAUGUAUGUUUGUGUUUGAGGCAUCCCGUGUCCCCUUUACACAUAUGUUGGCAGUGGUUGAAAACUGAUGCAGUUUGCAAUAAUUGUUGAUUAUUUCCAGAUUAAGAAAUGAAAUACUGCUCUUAGUGCUCUAAAUCAUUGAUUAUAAAGAAAAAUAAGGUAAAAGUUAUGUAAAAAAAUAAACAUAGCACUGAUUUGGAAUAUGUUAUAUAGGUAAAAUAACUAGAUUAUCAACACUGUUCAUCUUAGAAAUUUUUCCUCCCUUUGGUUUUACUGCAGUUUUCCAAUUACCUGUGUUGUAUGUCACUAUACCUCUGAGAAAAUGUUGGUGGAAAAGUUUUAAGCAUUAAGGUGGCUCAAAGUCCAACAGUGAUGACACUUAUUAGUGAAUGACUGAAACUUUUACAUUUGCCUCUGUGGGAAGUUAAGAAGAGUAAGGAUUAAAGGUGGCAGGCAUUUGGUUCUUAUAGAUAAACUGAAUAUGAUGCUGUUGUCAUGAUGGUAUAAGGUUAUAAAAUACUUACUGUUUGUGGUCUUAAAAAUACAUUGACCUACUUAAUCACUUUAAAUUUAAGGGAGCCUAUAACAAACUUUAGGAUUUUAAAAAGUCAAAUGGAUGAAAAAAUGAAUUUUAUGGGCUUCCAGUGGUGAAAAUAGUAAUAAAAUAACUACAUUUAUGUAAUAAUAUUCAAUUUUCACUAUUGUAAGUUGCAAUAUCUGUAUGACAAGAGGUGAAAGUAUUAUGUGAGCAUUGUAUGUGCAAUAGCAGAUAGUUAAAUAUAUCUAAUGAAAAGUAGAAGACUAGCUUGGGUUGCUUAAAUAAAGCGACUUUGAACUUA
Molecule: messenger RNA, 2718 nt
Organism: Lingula anatina
Lineage: Eukaryota; Metazoa; Brachiopoda; Lingulata; Lingulida; Lingulidae
Product: alpha-(1,6)-fucosyltransferase-like
Biological process (GO): protein N-linked glycosylation
Cellular component (GO): Golgi cisterna membrane
Molecular function (GO): glycoprotein 6-alpha-L-fucosyltransferase activity; protein binding
Source: RefSeq, a predicted model, not a curated record